AUGAUCGUCUGCACGUGGCUGGCGUACCUGCUGGCCCGCGAAGGCGUGGGUGCUCCCUUCCCUGCCGCGAGCACCCAGGACAUCCCCGUGGUGGAGAUGGAGACGCUCUCGGUGCUGGAGCACUGGCUGCGCAAGAUCGAGGAGAAGGCUUCCCGCAUCUUCAGGCAGAAGCUGGAAGGCAGGUCGGAGCGCGAGGCCGAGCACCCGUCGGCCCCCCUCGAGGAGCAGGACUGCGGUGGGACAAGCUCGCAGGACGAGCUCGUCUCCACCGCCAGCUCGCUGGGGCUGUCGCCCAGCCCGUCCUUCAUGGACGACAGGACGAAGAUCCAGUUCCUGAGAUGGAGGCCGGGCUCCGAGGGGCGGCAGGCUGGGACUGAGGGGCGGCGCGGGUCUCGCAGCCAGACGCGGGUGUACCGGGUGUCGAGCAGCAUCCGGGACGAGGCGAUGCAGGAGAGGCUGGGCAAGAUCCGGCAGAGCGUGUCCCAGGUCAUGCUGGAGCCCAUGCAGGACAGCGUGUCGGACACUGACAUCCGGGCCACGCUCUCCAGUGAGGGCUAG
Dromaius novaehollandiae (emu) is the source of this 558-nucleotide messenger RNA. RefSeq names its product spermatogenesis associated 19 (gene SPATA19). Lineage: Eukaryota; Metazoa; Chordata; Aves; Casuariiformes; Dromaiidae. The record is from RefSeq and is a predicted model, not a curated record. Gene Ontology annotation, cellular component: sperm midpiece. Bases 1 to 558 code for a protein of 185 amino acids. The transcript has 6 exons.